UAAAUUCCACAACAAAAUUGAAUUUAAAUUGAAUCACAUCGGAAGCAAUCAAAAGCAGAGCCGUUGCGGCAGCACAGUCGCUUUGAAAACAAAAAAAAAAAAAAUAAUCAUUGGAUCCCUCCGGUGAUUCGAUCUCAACAGAUUUCACUUGGCCAAUAUUGGAAUUUGGUGUUUUUGGUUUUUGACCCCUACCAGGUCAAGGUCUAGGUUUGAGCCCAAAAAGCAAAACUAAACUAAGAUGGUUAAGCCUGCAGAUGAAGCCGGAGUGGAUGUUACCAAGACAAGUCCCAAUUCCACACCCACUACCAAUGCGUCAGGUGAUAGUAAUAGCAGCAGUCCAGCCAAAAAUCCAAGCAGUGGAAGGCAUCAAUUGCGUCCUGUUAAAUAUGAUUAUGCCGAUUCAUUUGCCUGCACCUACAUAGUAUCCGUUGUGGCCGCUUCAAUUGCCGAAUUGGUUACAUAUCCAUUAGAUCUAACAAAGACACGACUGCAAAUCCAAGGCGAGGGCGCUGCUCUGGUCAGUGCUGCCACCAGCACCAGCAAUAUGCAAUAUCGCGGCAUGAUGGCCACCGCAUUCGGCAUUGCACGGGAGGAGGGCGCCCUCAAAUUGUGGCAGGGCGUGACGCCGGCGCUCUACAGACACAUCGUCUAUAGUGGCGUACGCAUCUGUAGCUACGAUUUGAUGCGCAAGGAGUUCACCCACAAUGGCAAGGAAGCUCUACCCGUAUGGAAGUCAGCUCUGUGCGGUGUAACAGCUGGUGCUGUAUCUCAAUGGCUGGCCUCGCCGGCCGAUCUUGUUAAGGUGCAAGUCCAAAUGGAGGGGCGCCGACGACUGAUGGGCGAACCGGCCCGUGUCCAUAGUGCUGGCCAUGCAUUCAAGGAGAUUGUCCAGCGUGGCGGCAUUAAAGGCUUGUGGAAGGGUAGCAUACCGAAUGUCCAACGUGCAGCAUUGGUCAAUUUGGGUGAUUUAACCACCUAUGAUACCAUUAAGCAUCUCAUUAUGCAUCGCCUGAAUAUGCCCGACUGCCACACAGUUCAUGUCCUGGCCUCAAUCUGUGCUGGCUUUGUGGCGGCCAUAAUGGGCACGCCAGCGGAUGUGGUAAAAACCCGUAUAAUGAAUCAACCUACCGAUGAAUUGGGACGUGGUCUACUCUAUCGAGGCUCAGUGGAUUGCUUGAGGCAAACAGUAGCCAAAGAAGGAUUCGUGGCCCUCUAUAAGGGAUUUCUCCCCUGCUGGAUACGUAUGGCUCCUUGGUCAUUGACCUUUUGGUUGUCCUUUGAACAAAUUCGUAAAACGAUUGGUGCAUCUAGCUACUAGAUACAAAGUAAAAAAAAUCAAACUCUUGGUCCAACUCAGACCAAAAUCGCGAACCCGACAUGUAUAUACCGAAUCAUAUAUGUUUAUGCACAUUUAUGCAAGAUUUAUAUAUACAUAUAUGUGUAUAUAAAUAUACAUAAACACACGUACAC
Messenger RNA from Drosophila willistoni, 1470 nucleotides. RefSeq names its product mitochondrial uncoupling protein 4 (gene Ucp4A). Lineage: Eukaryota; Metazoa; Arthropoda; Insecta; Diptera; Drosophilidae. Gene Ontology annotation, cellular component: mitochondrial membrane. The record is from RefSeq and is a predicted model, not a curated record. Gene Ontology annotation, biological process: response to cold; mitochondrial transport. The transcript has 5 exons. Bases 239 to 1318 code for a protein of 359 amino acids.